Molecule: messenger RNA, 1003 nt
Organism: Capsella rubella
Lineage: Eukaryota; Viridiplantae; Streptophyta; Magnoliopsida; Brassicales; Brassicaceae
Product: acid phosphatase 1
Exons: 3
Coding region: 60-821 (253 amino acids)
Molecular function (GO): acid phosphatase activity
Source: RefSeq, a predicted model, not a curated record
AAGAGUUACAAAAGGAUAAUAUAAAGUGGGAGAAGUCACUCUCUCUCUAAAUCUAUCGAAUGGCGUCUGGUCGUAUUAGCCUUUCGAUUUGGUUCUUCUUCGUCUUCUUAAUCAAUCCCUCAACCUCUGCUCGCACCACCUCCUUCAUCAAGCUCCCCCGAAGCGACGGAUCUCGCUACUGCGACAGCUGGAGAUUAGCCGCCGAGACCAACAACGCCGGAACUUGGGAUGUGAUCCCCUCCGUCUGCGUUGAUCCCGUCGCCGAUUAUCUCAACGGAGACCAGUUCUUAUCCGAUUACAAUGUCAUCGCCGAUUACGCCCUCUCCUUCGCGAAAUCGGUUGAUAUCUCCGGCGACGGCAAAGACGUCUGGGUCUUUGAUAUCGACGAGACGCUCCUCACUAAUAUCGACUACUACAAGGCUCAUGGUUACGGGUCUGAACCAUAUGAUUCGAAUAGCUUUAGUGAGUGGGUGCUACAAGGAACAGCUCCAGCUUUUGAUGCGAGUUUGAAACUAUACAAUGCUCUCCAGAAACUUGGUUUCACUAUCAUUCUGUUAACCGGACGGGACGAGGAUCAAAGGAGUUUCACCGAGACAAAUCUCCGCGAUGCGGGUUAUUCCGGUUGGGAACGUCUCCUCUUGAGAGGUCCAGAAGAUCAAGGGAAAUCAGCUACAGAUUACAAAUCAGAGCAGCGGGCGAAACUGAUCGAGGAAGGUUUCAAAAUCCGAGGCAAUACCGGUGAUCAGUGGAGUGAUCUUCUAGGCUUUGCCGUGGCUGAUCGUUCUUUCAAAGUCCCUAAUCCCAUGUACUACAUUCCUUGAUCACCCUGUUCUGAUUUAUGUAUUAUGUCACGAUUUAUGUAUGUUUAGACAUUUAUGGGGAUUUGAAAGAACAAUAUCAAACAGCCCAUUUUUAGACAUGUUAUUCACAUCAAUAACAUUUGAUAUUUCUUUUUGUAUAUGUAAGCGAUUUGCGUAAUGAUAAUUUAUUUAUUUUCAUUUUA